Messenger RNA from Lodderomyces oxycetoniae, 948 nucleotides. RefSeq lists its product as uncharacterized. Gene Ontology annotation, cellular component: cytosol. Gene Ontology annotation, molecular function: purine nucleosidase activity. The record is from RefSeq and is a predicted model, not a curated record. The coding region runs from base 1 to 948 and encodes 315 amino acids. The transcript has a single exon. Gene Ontology annotation, biological process: purine nucleoside catabolic process. Lineage: Eukaryota; Fungi; Ascomycota; Pichiomycetes; Serinales; Debaryomycetaceae.
AUGGGCACCAUACAUGAUGUAUUAACAACCUAUAAUCUCACAUCGUGUAUUCCCCUUUAUAAAGGGGCAGCACAACCAUUACUACGUACCAAGGAGACUUUUCAAAUUUGGCAAGACUUAUUCGGCUCCUUAGUUUGGCAAGGCGCAUUUACACAAGGAUACGAAGAUAUUUAUUCUUGGUCAAAUUUCACUUAUGACGAGUCGAAAAUGGCUGCUGUGGCAUUGAUAGAUGCCGUGAAGGCAAACAAGGAUACAGAUCCAAUUUACAUAUACGCAGCAGGAAUGAUGACUACUAUAGCACAAGCACUCUCCCUAUAUCCCAGUUUAGUUAAUGAAACUAGUGGAUUAUAUGUCAUGGGGGGUUAUUUCGACACCCAGUAUGCAGCAGCCACUGGCACGCCUAUUGUCAACGAUAUAAACACAGAUAUCAACUUGAUACAAGAUCCAGAAGCUGCACAAAUUGUGUUUACUUCAAAGUGGAAGAAAUUGGUGUUUGGAGCAAAUGUAACCAAUUAUUUGGUACCGAGUCAGCACUUGUACAAUAGAAUCUUGGAAAAAGCCGGCAAUAGAUCAGUUUCUGAGAUAUCCAAGAUCCCAUAUUUCAAGCAGUUGAGUAAUUUACUAGUUACUGGCAAUUAUUCACAAAAUACUGAACAAGAAACAUUACCAUUUUGGGAUGAUGUUGUAUCCGCCUUUUUGGCAUAUCCCGAUUUGAUUCAAAGUGAAACCAGUCUCAAUGUUGCUGUUGAUACUCAAUUCUAUUCCCCAUUCUAUGGUUCUUUGAGAAUAUGGGGCGAAGAAUAUGCUCCUCGUGGCGUGAGAACCGGUAAUGCCACAGUUGUCAACAAGAUCAAUGACUCUUUUUUCUAUGAUUUAUUGAUUGAUGUAUACUUUGAGGAUUUUACCCAAUAUUGUCAUAAUGGGGUAAUUUCUCCAUAUUACUUUUAG